UAUGAGCCUGACGCUGGUGCAGAAUUUUUGUGUGUAAACCAGUGUAAACCAGCAAAUUGUCAUAUACUAUUGUUAUCAAUUACUUUUAUCCAUGUUUCGCUAACUUUAUGGUUGAUUUCUUGAAUUGUGCUAUCAUAAUCCUGUAGUGCGCGUAUGCUAGGCUCGGUAGCGGCCGUAGUAGCGUCGUGGUUCCGAGGACCGAAGUGAAUGCCCAACCAUCAAAUGUUGGAACAAAUCAACCUACAAACUACAAGCAGUUAUAGUACUUUUCUUUCUCCAAGCUGAUUCCACGUACCUACAUCCAAAAAAUACAAUAAUGGAUAGCAGAAAAAACAAAAUCAAGACGGAGAUUUUGCUGGAGUCUGCAGCUGGAGACUGCAGGAUUUCCUCAAGCCCAUCACUCAUCCUGGAAAAUGUGGCCGCAGUGCAAAGCCCACAGUUGUUGAACGAACCUCCAGAUAAUGAAGUCAUAAUGGUCUCAGACUUUAUUCAGUCCCCCAUUUUACUUGGUGACGUCCAUCAUUUGAACUCUGUUUCUGUCGGAUUCAACCCAGUCUCAUUCUUGAACGAUAAUACAACAUCUGUCACAUGGUGCAAUGACUCUGUCCUACCUCUACCUUCAGCGCAGCCAGGUCUCUACUCACACUUAAUCAAUGGCCAGAAAAUUGUACAAAAUGAACGUUCUCUCAAUGGUGAGACAUCGCUGUCUCUAGACAUCAUGUCUGAUUGUGUAAAAACAAAAAUCCUUGAGCAAGACUCAGUGACUCCUGAUUCAAUGCAGCCAUUAAUUUUAAUCACGGCUACCAUAUCUCAGCCGAAUAGUGUCCCGAAAGUGACAAGCAGUGUCAGUAGGACGAGUCUCAGCUCAAAAUCUAUGAAAGAAAAAUCGUCCAAGAGGAAAAAUUCAAGCAAAGUGAUGGAAAUGAAAAAGUCAUUAAAAAUGAAGGAGGAGUCUUCAAAUCCGGAUGACUGUCUGUCAUCUGUUUCAGAUGCAAGUGUCUUGAAUCAUAGUAACGAAAUAAUGAAUUCAUUACUUUUAAAUGGUGACAACUUAUCGAGCCUUUUCCCGAAUCCUUCGUCACUACAAACUUCAGACCUAUCAAGCUCUAACCAAAUUGAUCUCUCAAAUGCGGGCCUCAGCAUACAGACAUUUGAUCCCUCUAAAAUUGAUGGAAAAAAAUUUGUUUACAAGCCACUGGAUUGUGAUGCAACCUUGAUGGGUGCAGCCAAUUUUCCAAACGAUGAUACCCUGUUAGCUGCAAGUUUAGCAAAAUCCAAAACGCAUUACUCCACUCCAGGUCUCAAUAUCUACAUGAAUUCAAACUCGGAAUGUGUCGAUAAUUGCAUUAAAUCUGGUCUCAUUAAAUCGCCUUCCGUCACCUCAAAAACAAAUGCCUGGGAUAUUAAGUUGAAACAGAAGGAGACGUUAGCCAGCGAUAAAAUGUUCAUUAGUGCGGACUCAGAUCCUAUUCUUGAGUCCACAGAUAAUUUUUUAACAUCUUUAAAUUUGGGCUCAAGUCUAAAAUCAAUUGAUUUAUUCGAUGAUAAAAUUCAGUCAGACUCCGGUCUUAGCAUACCAGGGGCCUCAGUCAAAUUGAAAACUAACACAGUAGAACCAGAAAUAGAGAACAUGGAGUUAAAUGCGCUCCAUUUGGGCUCAAGUCCACCUGGUUACACAGCCCAGCUCCUAUCCCAAUUGUCUCAUGCCCACAGUCUCCCAUCAAUCUCGAGUAGCCAAGUUUCCUCAGUUUUCUCUGCGCUUGAGCACAGUGAGAAACACAUUGCAGCUGGAGAUCUAGUAUUGUCACAGAUGGAGAGCAUGAGCAAUAACCAGCCAAUCAAAGCAGAGAAUAUUCAAGAAAAUGAAGAUGAAGAUGUUAAAGUUGUUGAUGGGCCCGAUGAAAUUUUGGAUUACAAGCUGAAAACCAAAACCAAGGCGCCGCCACAAAAGUUUCAGCUAGUCAAGUGUGAAUUGAAUGGUUAUGCAUGUUACAAAUGUGGGCUGUGUCCCUAUCUAAGUAUGACCCAGCAAAGUGUCAUUACGCAUUUCCAGCAACAUCAAAGUAAGCUGUUAAGAAGAGCCAUUCGGUGUAUUGGGUGUAAAAAUCAAUUCUAUUCCAAAUUUUUAUUAAAGGCCCAUUUACUGCAAGACCAUGAGGUGUUAGUGGAUGAGCUUCACCCGAUUUUGGAUGCUGUUAUUGCUGCUAACAAACCUCAAGCAGUCACAGCAAGGCGCAAGCAAAGCAAGUUUUCUCUGAUAGCAGAGUCCAUUAUCCCCAAAGAGCCAGAAAUUAAUAUACCAUUGGCAACUACAUCAACAACCGUCCCUCAACCAGUGACAAUUAGUUCAUCAGUCAAUCUAGAAUCCGACAUGAUUGCUACCCCAUCGGAUCUUGUCAGCAUGGAUAUCCUCACCAGUCAGCCGAUGAUGGAACCUCUAGAACCUGUCAAACCUCUAGAACCACUGGAACCGCUCCAGCCGUCGCAACCCAUUCAGCCUCUUCACCCAAGUGACUCUGUAGUUGAGGAACCUAUAGCAACCAUCACCUCGUGGACGGAGCCCAUUGUUGAACCGCAUCCUCUUUCAAUACCACACCCAGAAGGAUCUAUGAGCAUUGAAGGAAUGGAAAUCAGCAACAAUAUUACCUCGAAUAUCAACGGCCACGGUAAAGUUGAAGGGGAGGAAAUUACUCUGGUGAAUUCUCUGUGUCAGGUAAAACCUGACACAGAGAAAAAGAAAGCCAAGAAAACAAAAGUGAGACCUGUGGCAAUAAAAAAACUUCUGAAUCAGGAAGAGAGUAGUGCCUCCUCUGGUCUCCUUAUACCUGGUAUCCCUCCGAUUCCUCCCAAGUUCAAGAAAAAUUCGAACAACGGUUUGAAGUGUGGUCUUGAUGGGUGUACAACUCGAUUUUCUGAUUCUAAAAAUCUUCAGCUUCAUCAUCAAUAUCAUGAUCUCGAGAACUCAACCUUCAAAUGUCUUGACUGUGAUCACAAAAACCCGGAUUGGAAUCGCUUUUCUCUCCAUCUUUGGCGCUCUCACAGUAUUAAUGUGGAUCUCUAUUCCUGUGCAUUGUGCAACUACAAAACUAGCAGUCGGAGUAUUUUGCUCAAUCUUCAUUACCGCAUCCAUGGUGAAGAGCGACCCUUUCUUUGCGAUCUGUGUGGAAAAGGAUUCAAAACAACAAAGCAGUUACGCAAUCACAAGGCAGUUCAUCGACUCAAAGCAAUUUCGGUGGCCGAAACUAAAGAAAUCUUGUGCAACAUCUGUGGCUGCAGUUUUUCCAACUUGAGAAAACUUCAACUGCAUGAAAAUAACAUCCAUAAAAAACUGAGACCGUAUCUGUGCAAUUACUGUGGACACAAGGCAUCAUCUAGGAGUUCUUUACGAAUGCAUAUCCGUCAGCAUACUGGUGAGAAACCUUUCAGCUGCAAUGAGUGUGAUUAUGUGACUGGUGACCACAACUCAAUGCGGCGCCAUAAAAUGAGGCACUCGGGAGCAAAACGUUAUAGCUGUCCUCAUUGUUCAUACGCAUGCAUUCAAUCGAACACCUACAAGUCACAUCUGCAGAGAAAGCAUCCAGGACUGGAUGAAGGACUCAUGUUUUGUUGUCAUCUGUGUUCCUUUGUGUCUGUAAAGAAGGAGAAUUUAAUGUCUCACAUGAUGGAGCACAAAGAUGACGAAAGUCAAAACGACUCUAAACUUACAAAUAAGGAGGAAUCCGAACUUGCAUUAAUGAAUGAAAGUGCUGACAAUAUGGAGUUCUCGAUGGAACAGAAAGUUGAAUGUAAAGUAAGUCAAAGUUAUUGAAGGUUUUGUCCCUUCUUUUUAAAAAACUCUGUAUAUUUCACGGCUGCCAGCGGUCUGGAAAACGAGGAAAGUCAGGAAUUCACACAAAAAGUCAGGGAAUGUAAUAAGUUAGCGUUUAGCAGAAGUGAGUGUAAUUUAAAGGAAAAAAAUCAAAGUGAAAGUCUUACUUGAUUGUCAGGAAAAGUGAGAGAAUCCAAAAAAUUUGUUGUCAGGGAAAAGCGAAAAUGGUCAAGGAAAAUUCAGGGAAUUUGAUGAUGAAGAAAUUAUGGCAACCCUGAUAUUUGCAUCCCAACAUGCUUUUAGGCAUCUGUUCCUGUGGCGCCAGAAAAUUAUGUACCUUAAAAAAGACUCAGAAUAAUUGAAAAUCUUUUAAAUUAGGGCCCAAAAAAUGUUUAGCUCUAAGUUUGCAUACAGUUGAUGUCAGUUUUCUUUGUUUGAUGUCAAUUUGGUGGUGUCUGAUCUCAGAGACCAAAGCAGUGUAGAACAUAUCAAUGGAUCUGUUGUGCUUCUCAUGGAAUCGUGAUUUGAUUUUUGAACUUCACAGUUUAGGCAUCAGUAAUAACAUGUAUUUAAUAGCUAAGUUUCUACAUCUUAUAUCAAUGGAGAUAUUGCGUCUUGAAAUAAAACUGUAUGCGACAUCAUCAUCUGCAAUUAUUUUUCGAUGAGUUUUCUUACGAUGCAUUCAGCAAUUAGUGAUACACAUAUUUGCACUAAAUAUUUCAAUUUUACCUUCGUUAGAACUAAGGUGGGAGCCAUGGUGUUCUCAUCUCAUGGAUGACUUCAAUCAUCAUGCUUCUCAAAGGGCAGUAUCCCACAAAUAUUGAAGGUAGAAACCUAAAGAUCAAAGUUGGUUUAAGGACCUUAAAUUGAAAUUGUAAGAUGAAAAAUUCAGUGUAAGCAUCACGUUUUCAGUGUGCCUCAAGUGCGAGCUUAAUAAGAGGAAAAUAAGAUGCAAACAAUAACUGAUCAGCAAUUCAAUGUGGAGAUACAAAAUUUGUCUAGUUUUCUGUCUCCUCCAAGGGCUUCAAGAAUUUUCCUCGUCAAGUUCAAAGUUGAAUGAAGCAUCAACCUCUAAACUGACAACUACUAAGUAAAAUUCAAAUAUAAUGUAUUUUAUAAUUUAGCCUUUGAAUAUUUUGACAAUCACCUCAAACAGAACUUGAUUAUUUGCUUUUUGGUCGUAGGAUCUUCAAAAUUAAUUCAUCGGAAGACUUUGCAUUGGCAGCUGAAUGGGAGAGAUCCCAAGACCACUAAACCACCAAUCACCUCCAUUCAUAUUUUACAAAUGUAACAGAUGCAUUGACGCUUAAUUGUAUGUGCGUCCAAAAUUUAGGUUUCAAUUUCUCCUGAAAACUUCUGUCCGUCCUCAGUCACUCUUUAAUUGCAAGCACUAGUAGUACGCUAAUCAUCGUGAACUUAUUCCCCAGAAUUGGUGCUCUCUUUGAACUCCUUCAAGUCAUGCACUCAGCAGUGAGGCGUCAAUGAUCGAUUAUCUAUGUUUCCGCAUUUGAAGCUAUGGUAAAAGAUCGAUUAUGAAGGUGUUCAUUGCAAACACCUUGUUUAUCGAACCUUUUCCGUAGGUUUAAAUGGCAGAUAAUUGGAUGUAUCGCAAAGCAUGCAACGCCACUGCUUGCACCCUCUCUUAAGUUGAAAUGAACCUCAUGAGCAGCUGUUUGGAGAAAAUUAAAUGGUCCGCAGUCUUCCCAUUUCUUUCUUUCUUUUAGACCUUCCAGAAAAGGAGUCAAACCUGCUUGAUAUGAAAACAAUGUGUAUCUAGCUGUGAUCACAUUCAUCAACCGUCAUUGUGUAUUGCUCAUUUAAUGCUAGCUAAUUCAUUGUGUUUUAAAGAGUUCCUCUCUUUAUUUAAUGUGUUCCUUUUAGGUUGAAUUUUUUGUUCUAUGUGCUGUGAUAUAGUUUGUAAGUUGUGACUCUGAUUUGAGUAAAAUUUUUAUACAUUUUCUCAUAUUAA
Messenger RNA from Bemisia tabaci, 5777 nucleotides. RefSeq lists its product as uncharacterized. Lineage: Eukaryota; Metazoa; Arthropoda; Insecta; Hemiptera; Aleyrodidae. The record is from RefSeq and is a predicted model, not a curated record. Gene Ontology annotation, molecular function: sequence-specific DNA binding; DNA-binding transcription factor activity, RNA polymerase II-specific. Gene Ontology annotation, biological process: regulation of transcription by RNA polymerase II. Gene Ontology annotation, cellular component: nucleus.